This is a messenger RNA of Cylicostephanus goldi, 521 nucleotides long. The record is from the annotation of a GenBank genome assembly. Lineage: Eukaryota; Metazoa; Nematoda; Chromadorea; Rhabditida; Strongylidae.
AUGCCCGACACCGUCGGUGUGGAGUAUCCGAGAGCUGCUAGUUGGGCAUCGGGCUCGUGUGCUGCUGUUUUGAAAGACGAAAAAGGGUGCCAGCUUUUCCGUUGUUUCCUAUACGAAGCGUUAGCUGAAGAGAAUCUUUCGUUCGUGGAAGCUGUGGAUAAACUCAAGAAAAUGAAGAACACCGAUGAGAAGAAGACAUACGCCAAGGAGAUUGUACAGCUCUAUUCACCUUAUAUUAAUCUGAGCAGCGGUGCUAUGAAGUCGCUGAAAGAUGCUGUGGAGUCCGAGAAUGUAGAUUCCGAAGGUUUUGCUGCAGCUGUGAAAGAGGUGAAGCGACUUCUGGAAAACGACCAGUUCCCUCGUUUUCGUCGUUCAGAGAUUUAUCUGAAUUAUCUGGAAGAACUGCUACCCAGAGCUUAUGCGGAACGAUGGGCUACGAGUUUUGAAGCACUGCUAGGAAAUCAUGUGAGUUCAUGUACCGCUAUAAUUCGUUAUGAAAAUCAAGCUGGUUCAUACUGAGU